AAUCUCUUGGUACCCAAAAAAGAUUCCUUCAGAUCUGAGAAAUGUAAAACCAAAUCCUGGACUUAUGGAGGAAGGGAUCGCAAGUAAAGUUACUGACUGCAGGGAUGGAGCCAGCUAGUUUUGCUUCUCCAGAUGGUAGAUGGUGAAAGAGAGAGCAGCAGGGUCCUACCUCCGUCCUCUGGGCUAUGGUGCUGCCCAGUAUGUCCUUGGAGGAGGAGUGGCACUCGGAAGGAUUCCAGACUUUGGGCAUUGUUCUUCUCAUCUUUAGCUCUCUUAAACUUCUGCACUUUUUGGGAAUCAUCGACUUUUCAGAGGAAGACAGCAUAGAAGAUGAUUUUGAGCUGUCGACGGUUUGCCAUCGUCCGGAAGGGCUUGAACAGCUACAAGAACAAACCAAAUUCACCAAAAAAGAACUUCAGGUUCUAUACCGAGGCUUUAAAAAUGAGUGUCCCACCGGCCUAGUCAAUGAAGAUAACUUCAAACAAAUCUACUCACAAUUCUUUCCACAGGGAGAUUCCAGCAUGUACGCACAUUUUCUCUUCAACGCAUUUGACACCGACCACAGCGGCUCCGUCAAUUUUGAGGAUUUUGUAUCGGGAUUGUCAAUCAUCUUACGAGGGAGCAUAGACGACAAACUAAACUGGGCCUUUAAUCUGUACGAUUUAAACAAAGACGGCUGUAUAACUAAAGAGGAAAUGAUGGAUAUAAUGAAAUCCAUAUAUGACAUGAUGGGCAAGUACACGUACCCGAAUAUGAGGGAAGACGCACCCAUGGAGCAUGUGGAGAACUUUUUUCAGAAGAUGGAUAAAAAUAAGGACGGCGUAGUUACAAUCGAAGAGUUCAUAGAAUCAUGUCAGAAGGAUGAAAACAUUAUGAGAUCCAUGCAGCUCUUCGACAACGUCAUUUAGCAAAAGCUGCGGUCGUACGGAUUUAUCGAGAUCACACUUUUGUAUAGACAUUCUUCUGGCUGCACAAUUACAGAAUAGUGUGUCUGAUGCAAACUAAAAUGCAAUUAUAAUCUCUGUCCUAUUUUACGGCUGUUGUAAACACUUUAAAAAACAACAAAAAAGGAGAGAA
Nanorana parkeri is the source of this 1077-nucleotide messenger RNA. RefSeq names its product potassium voltage-gated channel interacting protein 2 (gene KCNIP2). The transcript has 8 exons. Gene Ontology annotation, cellular component: voltage-gated potassium channel complex. The record is from RefSeq and is a predicted model, not a curated record. Gene Ontology annotation, molecular function: potassium channel regulator activity; calcium ion binding. Bases 186 to 908 code for a protein of 240 amino acids. Gene Ontology annotation, biological process: regulation of potassium ion transmembrane transport. NCBI's taxonomy places the organism in Eukaryota, Metazoa, Chordata, Amphibia, Anura, Dicroglossidae.